Penicillium digitatum Pd1 is the source of this 1530-nucleotide messenger RNA. RefSeq names its product NAD(P)/FAD-dependent oxidoreductase. The record is from RefSeq and is a predicted model, not a curated record. Lineage: Eukaryota; Fungi; Ascomycota; Eurotiomycetes; Eurotiales; Aspergillaceae. Gene Ontology annotation, molecular function: oxidoreductase activity. Gene Ontology annotation, cellular component: cytoplasm.
AUGCCCUUUGCUACAGACAUUCUGACUGACCCUUCAGUCUCAGCCUCUGCUAGACAGCAAGCUCUCAAUCGCAUCUACUCUGACCCAGGUCUUCCCCAGAGUUCAACGACCUCGUCGUUCUGGACUCGGCGUCCGCACAGCUUCAGCAACGGAGCUGCAAAGGCUCUCCCCAAGGAAACUGAUAUUGUUAUCAUUGGGUCUGGUAUUACUGGAGCAUCUGUUGCCCGGACUUUGCUUCAAAGCCGUGCUUCAAAGCCCUCUUCCACCUCCUAUCCAUCCGUUGUCAUGUUUGAAGCCCGCACAGUCUGCAGUGGCGCAACUGGCCGUAAUGGGGGACACAUCAUGGAGACAGCCGAUGACUUUAGCGAGUUCGCCGAUCUCUUUGGCAUCGACGCCGCACGUAGGCUCAUUCGCUUCCGAUUGGCGCACCUGCAGGAGAUGCUCUCUGUCGCAGAGGAGCUUGGAAUCACGACUGAGACGCAAGCACGAAAGGUUCAGUUCUUGAGCGUGUACUUUGGUGACGAGCCUUGGAACGCAGCAUUGGAACGCAUGCAACGUUUCAAGGAGGGAAUGCCGGAGGAAUCUGCUGAAUGGAACUCCUAUGAGGGAGACGCUAUCCCGAGGGAGGUGCAUUUGACUCGUGCCCGAGGCAUCAUCGCUGGCCCCGCAGGUGCCCUUUGGCCCUAUAGAUUCGUCAUCGGCGUCCUGACACGUCUCCUUGCAGACUUCCCGGAUGACUUCCGCGUGGAGGAAAACACCGGAGUGACGGCCAUUCACGACGAGGAUGCUGCCACCGGCCCAAGAUACACGGUGGAGACAAGCAGAGGCACCAUCACCGCCCGACACGUUAUCCACUGCACCAAUGCCCAUGUCAGCCACCUGGUGCCCGGUUUCCGGGGCCGAAUCUUCCCCGUGCGCGGGCAGAUGUCAGCUCAAACACCCGGUGACAACUUCCCUAACCAAGCAGCUGAUCAUUCCUGGAUCUUCAACUACGACCGUGGCUUCGACUACAUGACCCAGCUGCCGACGGGGCAGAUGAUGCUCGGCGGCGGCUUUGCGCAGGGAGAGGGCGGCGGUCUAGCGGACCUGGGCAUUUCGACAGACUCUGAUCUUAGUCUUUACAUUGACAUCCACUUGUCUGGGGCGUUGCGUGCCAUCUUCGGAGCCAAAGACUGGGGCUGCGUGCACGGCGAGCCGGUACAGGCGAUGUGGACUGGCAGUAUGGCGUUCAGCUCCGAUGCAUUCCCAUGGGUAGGACAGUUGCCGGGAGUUGCGACAGGUCGGUCUGAGCAUGGGUCUGAGGGGGCCGAGUGGGUUUGUGCUGCAUUUGGUGGAGACGGAAUGGUUCAGGCUUGGCUUGCUGGUCAGGCAGUGGCGACUAUGUUGCUCGCGCGGGAUGCUUCGCUGAGUGAGACUGUCAGUGCGGAUCUCUCGUGGUUCCCUGAGCAGCUACUUGUGUCGGAGGAGAGAUUUGCUGAGGCGGUCUUGCCAAAAGAGGUCACCGAUGACGUGCACAAGGCGAAUCUGUAG